This is a messenger RNA of Puntigrus tetrazona (Sumatra barb), 3544 nucleotides long. RefSeq names its product dpy-19-like 1, like (H. sapiens) (gene dpy19l1l). NCBI's taxonomy places the organism in Eukaryota, Metazoa, Chordata, Actinopteri, Cypriniformes, Cyprinidae. Bases 159 to 2351 code for a protein of 730 amino acids. The record is from RefSeq and is a predicted model, not a curated record. Gene Ontology annotation, molecular function: mannosyltransferase activity. The transcript is spliced from 22 exons. Gene Ontology annotation, cellular component: nuclear inner membrane.
ACGGGGGCGAUGGCCGCUUCAUUCAACAGAUCAGCGAAGUCCCACGGCACUCAAACCGAGCAGGACUACAGAUGCGCGGCGCUUAGAGUCCAACAGCUGGCUUUUAUCGCGUAUCUACGCUCCUGCCGCACCCCCGUUACAGACAGAAAUAUGAAAACAUGGUAGUCAAAACCAGAAAAUCAAAUGCCAAGGACCAGAGCAGCGAGAAGGACAGGAGUCAGUCCGCGUCGGGAAAAAGCAAGCGUGCCAAGGAUGGGAAGGGCUCGGCUUCUCUGAGUAAAAACGGACUUUUUGCAGGAUUCAUUAGAAGCAAAUUAGGUUUGAGCCCGUCCGCUUUUGCAAGAGGAAUAUCAGUGUUGGUUCUCGCUCUUAUCGUGGGUUUUUUACACUGGUAUCAUCUCUCACAUCUAUUUGAAAAUGACAGACAUUUUUCCCACAUGUCAUCCUUGGAAAAGGAGAUGGCCUUUCGAACGGAAAUGGGACUGUAUUACUCAUACUUCAAAACCAUCAUUGAGGCCCCUUCUUUCAUGGACGGUCUUUACAUGAUCAUGAACGACCGUCUCACUGAAUACCCUCUAGUGAUAAAUACUCUAAAGAGGUUUAACUUGUACCCUGAGGUGGUCUUGGCCAGCUGGUACAGAGCGUACACUAGCACAAUGGAUUUCUUUGGGGUCCCUACCAAGUUGUGUUGGACGAUCAACAGAGGGGAGGGUCUAGAUCCGGUGGAGAGUUGUGAAGGUCUGGGGGAUCCUGCUUACUUUUAUGUCACAUUUGUGUUCCUGUUAAACGGGGCAAUGAUGAGCCUCUUCUUCAUUUAUGGAACAUAUCUGAGUGGCAGUCGACUGGGAGGCACUGUUACAGUUGUGUGUUUCUUUUUCAAUCAUGGAGAGAGCACUCGGGUCAUGUGGACGCCACCUCUGAGAGAGAGCUUCUCCUACCCCUUCCUGGUUCUGCAAAUGCUUCUGCUCACUUACAUUCUCCGGACAAGGAACCCUAGCAAGAAUACUAUGAUGGCUCUGGGGAUCUCUAAUAUUUUCUUCAUGCUGCCAUGGCAGUUCGCGCAGUUUGUCUUGCUUACCCAGGUGGCAUCUCUUUUUGCUUCGUAUAUCCUGGGAUAUCUGAGCCCAUCAAAAAUGCAGUCUGUCUUAGUAACUCACAUGAUCUCCUUGGCCGUCUGUUUUCUUCUAAUGUUCGGGAACUCGAUGCUGCUGACAUCCUUCUACGCCUCUUCACUGGUCUCCAUCUGGGGGGUGAUUGCACUCAGGGAUCGUUUGGUCGGUGUAUUCAAACCUGGACUUUUCACAUGGGUCAUGCAGUGUCUUUCGUGGGUGGUCUCCACUGUCAUCCUGAAGUUCAUGCUCUCGGUGGUCUUCGGGGCAUCAGACGAUGCCCACAUCAGCAGCCUGAUCAAAUCCAAGUUUACAAGCUACAAAGACUUCGACACGAUGAUGUACACGUGUGCUGCUGAGUUUGACUUCAUCGAAACAGAGACUGUCAUCCGGUACAUCAAAACCAUGCUGCUUCCAAUUAACAUGCUGAUUGUGGGUUUUAUUGCUGGAAGGACUAUACAGGACAUUGUUGUGUUUCUCAGAAAUAAGACAACAGUGAAGUCCGAGGAUGAUGAAAUGGAGCAGAGCCAGAUGUUGGCGAAGGGAGUGAUGGUGUAUCACAGUCUGCAGCUGGUGGCGUUUGCAGUGCUGGCUGUGCUCAUCAUGAGACUCAAGCUCUUCCUCACUCCUCACAUGUGCAUCAUGUCGUGUUUGAUCUGCUCCAGACAGCUGUUUGGCUGGGUAGGAGAGAAGUUGAAACUCCAGCUGACAGUCGUGGGAAUAUUAUCCAUCAUGGCCGUCCAGGGAAUCACCAACCUGCAGAAUCAAUGGGACAUCAUAGGAGAGUUCAGUAACUUCCCUCAAGAAGAGCUCCUGGAGUGGCUCAAAGACAACACAAGCCCUAAUGCUGUGUUUGCUGGUGCAAUGCCCACCAUGGCAAGCGUGAAAUUGUCCACAGGAAGAGCCAUCGUGAAUCACCCACACUAUGAAGAUGCAGGAUUGAGAGAAAGAACAAAAAUGGUGUAUGCCAUGUACAGCCGAAAGCCAGCUGAGGUAGUGAAGCGAAACUUAAUAAAGCUGCAGGUGGAUUAUUUCAUCCUCGAGGACUCGUGGUGCACCAGACGCUCCAAGCCCGGUUGCAGCAUGCCUGAGAUCUGGGACGUGGAGGAUGCACAAAAUGCAGGAAAAGUGCCACUUUGCACUCAGAUGUGGAGGGAUUCUCGUCCUCACUUCUCCACCGUUUUUCAAAACAACAUUUACAAAGUCCUUCGAGUUCCCAAAACAGUAAGAGAUUUGAGAUAACAGCAGUUUUUCCCCCUCACCUUACUGUUUUCAUGUCUUUUGAUAUAUAUGUGUGUGUGUGUGUGUGUGUGUGUACACACAGCAAUGAUUAUUUUUGUAAAGGUCAGAUAUGUUUUUCUUGAGCCCUGCACUUUGGUGUCAGUUUUGUUUUGAGAAGCUGUAAGAGAUGAUAUUGAAUCACCUCUUUUCACUUAAAGAAGCAGUUCACCCAAAAAUGAAAUUUGUUCAAAAUGUGCUUCAUCUAAGUUCGUUCCUUCAUCAGAACAGAUUUGUCCCGAACUGGUUUUUAUUUAUCCAUUGGUGAACAAGUGAUGUAAUGAUUCAUUUCUCCAAAUCUGUUCUGAUGACAAAAAAAAACAAAACUCAUCUACACCUUGGAUGGCUUUGCUUUUUUUUUUUUUUUUUUUUAAGACCUGUUCCUUGAAGCAUCUGUGCUCAUGCUUGUUGAAAUGUCUUUUAUUAGGAAGACUGUGAUAAUUUCUUUUUUUUUGCCAUUGAUGGUGCUGCUGUUUGCAUACGGUCCGGACAAUUGUUUACUUUACACUUUUUGUGCAUAAAACAGUUUAUUCAGAUUUUAAACCUGUGACGUUUUGUAAAAGGAUUUCUGUAUAGUUCUAAAAUUGUCGUUUAUUUUGGGCAGAUGCUCUUACCAAAGUGACCUAUAAAAAGUUAUAUAGUUUGAGGGAGGAUUACGAUAGUCUAUAGUGUUAUUUUUUUAAAUCUGCUAACUCAAUUUUAUUAGUCAACGGUUGUAAAUAAACCGCUUGUUACUCUUCUGUGAUUGUGGAAAUCAUGGUCAGUGUUAUGUAUUAGAGUAGCUAUUUUAUGUUUAGUUUUUUUUUAUUGGUUCUGAAUGUCUUGUCUUGCUCAGCUGUAUUUUCAUCCAGUUUCUGUACUGAAGUUUACCAGUGCUAGUGUUGUACUCAUCUCUCAAGAAUAAGGAAAUGGCAGUUUUUGUCAUGUAACAAUAGUAGUCCUUUAAAACCAAGCUGAAGGACUGUAAUCACUGCCGUAGUAUUAAAGCGAUCAGUUUGUAGCAUGUGUUCUGUUGUAAUUCAGAAGUGUCCUUUACAUUUCAAUUGGCACGCAUGUGAAGUGUUCAAGAACUAUUUCUUUUUUUAUUUUGGUCUGUUUUAUCAAAUGUGAGGACCUAAACCGUUUUUAUUUUACCAAUUAAAUGUUAUUUGAUUCAA